AAGCUCUAAUCUAUUAUGUUUGUGUGCGUCCGCAAAGACCCUGGAAGCUCAUUGGUGAUAAUCCUCAACUUGCUGCCUGCUGCCAGCAGGGCCUACAGAUAAGGAUGUGAUGUCUCACUUUGCAUCUCCCUCUGAACUUUGGCCGGACAAUUUGCAUUCCAAAGACAGGUUGCACUAACCAGAGCCCAAGGGUUCAGCUUGUCAACCCAAACAGCUGUAAAGGUGUGGCUCCACAUCCCAGGACCAUGUUUACAAACCUGAGAAUGGAUCUUCUUGAACCACCUUUAACAGAUGAAGUUACACUGCGUAUCCAGAAAACAAGUUCUGCAUUUGGUCGUCAGCAGAACUGGGUUUGAAGCAGGGUGAGGUCUGCUUUUGUACAAACAGGACUCCCUUCUGUGUGCUGCGGAGACAUGAACUUGCUACCAGAGCCCCAUCAGAGUGCUAGAUGGUGUUUACAUGGGACAUCUUUGUUGACUCCUGGGCAUAAAGCGUCGAGGUAAAAUAGCCAGCAACACUGUAUUGGAGCACAAGAACCUCAACGACUCCUUUGCAUUAGAGAAGCACGGAGAGGUCCCAGAUGAGAUCGAGUCUCCAUUGUGCAGGGCGCUGCACAAACACAAUAAGAGAUAGCCUCUGCCCCAAAGCGCUGAGCCUCUACAUUGACAAGGCAGGAUUUUUAUCCUUAUUUUACAGCUGGGAAACUGAGGCACAAAGGCCCAGCUCCUGACAAGUACGUAGGCUCCAAACGUCUGUGAAAUCACUGGGAGCUGGGAGCCUAAAUGCCUUUGGCGAUCCAGGCCAAAGAGGGAACCAGCUGAUCCUUUUGCUACUGGAGAAGGGCUACAUCUCCUCUGUCCCCGGGAAGUGGCUGUUGUGCUGUGGUGGGCAAGAUGCCAGCCUGCAGCCCUCUUGGCUUCUCUUUCUGGUUCUGCUGCCAAAUCGAUGGCUGAGUCACCUAGGAUAAAUAUUUCAGAAAUGGCCCUGGAUUGCGGGUGCUGAGUGUGAGACACCCGGGGGCCUGCUUUUCAGAGAUGUUGAGCCCUCCCCCUGCCCCAUCAACUCCAGCUGAAGUGUGGCUUCUCAUCUGCUUCCGUGAGAGACAACCGGACGACCAUCCAGCUGACGAGUGUAAAGCAGCGAUGAGAACUGGUCCCCGGCCAGCUACCGAGCACCGAGUGUGGAGGCCGGGCCUCUGGGUAUUCCCUGCCUUCCUGCUCCCAGCAGCACUGCUCCUCUUCCUCGGCCCCAGCGGCAACGCCUCCGCUUCUGCUCCGUUGUCGUUCCCAGAGGUGCGGUUAGUCAAUGGGCGCAACCGGUGCCAGGGGCGCGUGGAGAUCCUCUACAAUGGCUCCUGGGGGACGGUGUGUGACGACGACUGGGACCUAGUGGACGCCAAUGUGGUGUGCCGCCAGCUGGGCUGUGGCCAUGCCCUCGCCAUGCCAGCCACCCUGACCUUCGGCCACGGGCGGGGGCCCAUCUUCCUGGACAACGUGGACUGCCGAGGGAGGGAGGUGGCCCUGAGUGAGUGCGGGAGCCGUGGCUGGGGCAUCCACAACUGUUACCACUAUGAGGAUGUGGCCGUCACGUGUAACGAGCUCUCCCCGACCCGGGCAAGCAAAGGACCGACGAGCAGAACCGCCACAGCCUUCCUGCAGAACGGGAAGAGCGAUGGCAGCAUUCGGCUGGUGAGCGGCGCCGACCCCUGCCGGGGCAGGGUGGAGAUAUUCUACCAAGGGACCUGGGGCACAGUGUGUGACGACGACUGGGGCAUGAGCGACGCCAGCGUGGUGUGCAGGCAGGCGGGCUGCGGCCGCGCCGUGGCACACAAGAGCAACGCCUACUUCGGCUACGGCACGGGGCGCAUCCUGCUGGACAACGUGAACUGCGAGGGCAGCGAGCCCCGCCUCUCGGCCUGCUACAGCCUGGGCUGGGGGAUCCACAACUGCGGGCACCACGAGGACGCGGGGGUCAUCUGCACAGGGCUGCGGGUCUCAACGGUGGCACCAUUCACCACCUCGGCUGGCCGGGACUACGGAGAGUCAUUCACCGACACUGCCACAGUCACGGAUGCCAGAGAUCAGCCCUCGCCGGAGACUGAAGUGAUCACAGUGGCGCUUCUGGCCGCAGGCAAGAGCAGUGGCAGCAUCAGGCUGGUGAACGGGAACAACAGCUGCCAGGGCCGGGUGGAGGUUCUGUACCGUGGCACCUGGGGCACGGUGUGUGACGACGACUGGGGUUUCACCAACGCCCAGGUGGUCUGCCGGCAGAUGGGCUGCGGGGUGGCGGUUGCGGCCACCGCCCUGGGCUAUUUUGGUUACGGCACCGGGCCUGUCCUUCUGGACAACGUGGAUUGUGCCGGCCGGGAGGCUAACCUGGCGAAUUGCUUUCAUCUGGGCUGGGGGCAGCACAACUGUGGGCACCAUGAGGACGCCGGCGUCAUCUGCAGAGGUGUGGACGAGUCCGGGGACCAUUUCAGAGAAGAUGUUUCUGCGACCACCACCUCAGCCACAACUCGUCCCAAGGACGGAUUCCUGCGCCUCGUGAACGGCAGCCACCGCUGCGAGGGCCGCGUGGAGAUGUUCUACCUGUCCCAGUGGGGGACUGUGUGCGACGACGCCUGGGACCUCCGGGACGUCACGGUGGUGUGCCGGCAGCUGGGCUGCGGGGGCGCCCGGGCAGCCUGGGGGGAAGCGCGCUACGGCCCAGGCACCGGCUACAUCUUCCUCGACAACCUCAAGUGCAAAGGCGACGAGCCCUCCCUGCUGCGCUGCUCCCACAUCCGCUGGAACGUGCACAACUGCGACCACUCGGAAGACGCCGGUGCCCUCUGCGGGCUGCUAUGACCGGCUCUGUGCCCACGGCCGCCCAGAGACGCCCGGACCGACGCCGGCCCAAAGCGUGGGGAAUUCCAGAUGCCAGCGGCACCUGGCACAGGGCGGGCGAGCCAGCUGGUGCACCUAUGGCACUGAUGUCGGUGGGAGAGGAACACCCGCGUGACCUGUACAUCGCUGUAUAUAGCACGUCUGUAACGGGCAUGGAAGCCCUAUUCUCGCUGCCAUGCCCAGCAGGCCCCACCCCACCCCAGGGGCACUGGCGAAUGCUACUUGGACAAGUGCCAGAGCCUCCUGCCUGACCCGUUACCCAUGAGGCAUAGAGCAGAGCUCCAGCCACUCAUGGGCAUCUCUGCAAACUCUCUGGCAGGGGAAGUUUUUGUCCCAAGAAAAACCCCAGAACGGAAGAAAAGCAAGAAGGAACAUCGCUGCCCCGCAGCGUCUCUCUAGGAGAAACGGCAGAGACACACAGACCCAAGAAGCAGAGCCCAUGGAGAAGGCAGAGAACGCUGGUGCCAAUCUAGCAUUGCUCGACUCUAUGGAGAGUCACUGGCCUCGGGAGCUGGAACGGGCUAUUCUGCAGGGUCGCUGGCGUUCAGAUACUAGCUGUGGCCAGCUCUCAUCCAGCCCACGGUCAUAGUAACCAAGGGUCACAUUUUCAUAUGUGCCCGUGUCCCAUUUUCCAAAGUGACGUAGAACCAGAUCCUCAGACGUAUUUAGGUGCCUAACUCCCGUUGGUUUCAAUGGAGUUAGGAGUCUACCAUUGAGGAUCUGGGCCCUAGGGUAUUUAGGCACUUAAAGAUGUAGAUCUCAAUGGUAAUUAUGUGGGCAGGCGCUUUAGAAAAUCCCGCUAACUGCUUCUGCAUCUUAAAAUCUGGCCCGAAACCCCAUGAAAAGCCAAUGGAGCUAAGUUCCUAAGUCAUUUUUGGAAAGGGACCGGGCCUUGUAAGUCCCAUAGGAGCCUCUGAAAAUCUUGUCCCGCAUCCUGUUGCAAUUGGAUCUACAGGAGAUAUUUGGCAGCAGGUCUCAGUCCAUGUCCCUGUGGCCAGGUGUUCCCAUCAGAAUGACCCACCACCCUGCCAUGGCCCUCAGAACUGAUCCACGGGCAAAGCUCCUGAUCUGCUCCUCGAACGGGUGUUUGUGGAUCUGCCCCUGGAUGGGCCAUUUGCAGGCCCCUUUGUGCAUUAGAAAUCUAGGCCCCGCUCCAGCAAUCAGAUCCAUUCGGGUUUGCCCCCUGGAAGUCAACGGGGCUCCGUGUGCCCAGCACAGACCUGACUCCUGGGGACUGAUGCAUUAAAAACGUGGCGCUGAACUGGUGCGUUUCUUGGACCCACUUGGAUGGUUCCACCUGGCAGCCAAGACGCCCGUGGUAGCCCCACUCGCUCUUGCGUAUUUCCCAAGGAAGCUCUGUUUGCAUUCUCGGAUCCUGGCGAAGAAGUCUGGAAACCUGCUGGGAUCCUCGAGGUUUGUCAUUAACCCUUUGUCAUUUCCCCUGCUAGGAGACUGGAGAAAUGCUAUUUUUUGGCGGAGGGAAAGGGAGGGGCUUGCUUAAUUACGACUGAGGCAAUCCCAGGCCUCUCUGUAUAAUUCCUUUGUUAAUAACGGAG
This is a messenger RNA of Mauremys reevesii (Reeves's turtle), 4441 nucleotides long. RefSeq names its product scavenger receptor cysteine rich family member with 4 domains (gene SSC4D). The transcript is spliced from 13 exons. Gene Ontology annotation, cellular component: membrane. Bases 1035 to 2846 code for a protein of 603 amino acids. The record is from RefSeq and is a predicted model, not a curated record. Lineage: Eukaryota; Metazoa; Chordata; Testudines; Geoemydidae.